This is a messenger RNA of Rhagoletis zephyria (snowberry fruit fly), 2582 nucleotides long. RefSeq names its product sorting nexin 17 (gene Snx17). Gene Ontology annotation, molecular function: phosphatidylinositol binding. Lineage: Eukaryota; Metazoa; Arthropoda; Insecta; Diptera; Tephritidae. The record is from RefSeq and is a predicted model, not a curated record. Gene Ontology annotation, biological process: intracellular protein transport; endocytic recycling. Gene Ontology annotation, cellular component: early endosome.
UAACGCACAAGGCAGCAAUAAAGACCAAGAAAAUAACAAAAGCCCAAAUAUCAAUUAAUUAAAAAUUAAUAAGAGUGAAUGACUGUGACUAAUAUAAAGUUUAGCGUAAUGUUAAUUUUCUACGUAGUCUCACAAAAUAUUUCAUUGGAUCACUAACAUUUAGAUCAAUUAUUAGCACUGACGUGUGGGUAGUGAUAAGAAAAUAAAACUAGAAGUACCAGAAUUUCGGGCGAAGAAAUGCACUUCUCUAUUCCGGACACUCAAGAAUUAUAUGCAGAGCUAACUGGAACCACCUACACAGGCUACAAUAUCUACAUUAAUGGUAACUACCAUUGCUGUUUGCGCUAUAAGCAAUUGCACGCUUUGCAUGAACAGCUGCGUCGUCGAUGUGCUGAUCUCAACAUACAAUUGCCAGCUGCGUUCCCUCCGAAACGUUUACUUCCGCUAACUACUGGACAGUUGGAAUCAAGACGUGCGUCUUUAGAACACUACCUACAAUUAUGCGGGCAAGAUGCGAUUAUUUCCAAAAUGGAACAUUUUCAAAGUUAUCUGCUAAAUGCACAGCAAGAGACUACAUUGGCCGAAGGUGUUCUUAGUAAUGAAUACAAUGGAAGUGAUUUAAAGCGUGUUUCUGUUGUACUAGAGGUAUGGCUUUCAAACGACUUUACGCUGCAGGUAAAUUGCCAUAUCGGUGAUAAUGCCAGCUCUGUAUUGCGUACAGUGUGUGAAUGUGUCCAACUGCCUACGCAAUUCAUGAGGCACUUUUGUCUAUAUUUAGUUUGUCGAAAAGACAGUGAUACCACUCAAAACAAAUCGGUGCUAUUAAGACGUUUGAUGGAUUUUGAAUCGCCAUAUUUGUCUCGAUUACGUGCUCAAGAAUAUACUUCUUCAUGUCAGGUAAUGGUGCGCAAGAGCUAUUGGAACCCCCUGUAUGACCUCAGUUUAUUACAAGAACCUGUGUCAUUAAAAUUGCUCUUCGAACAAACAGCUUCUGAUAUAGAAAAUGGUUGGAUUAUAGCAGCACCUGAUGUUUUACAGAAGCUUGCCAGUAUGCGAGAGCACGGGCUGCAAAAAGAGUACAUCCAAGCGGCACGGCAGUUACCCCUAUACGGCUGCUUGCAAUUUAGUGCGUCGCUCAUCGAUUACCCUGAACCACGAACUACUGCACUGAUAUCCAUAGGCAAUCGAGAAUUAAGUAUGCGUACUGCAACGGCAGGCAAAAUCUAUGAAACAAAAUUUAGAGUGACGAGAAUGCGAUGCUGGCGUGUAACAGCCAUGCAUAACACUAAUACCAGUGAUCUACCAAAUUCUAAUAGCGCGGGAGAUAAUGCAAAUACUUACUUGAAGUCACCAACAAAUUUGCAACUCGCUUUUGAAUAUUUGAUGUCGAAGCAAAAUCUACGUUGGAUUACUAUUACCAGCUCACAAGCGAUGCUUAUGUCUGUAUGUCUUCAAUCAAUGGUCGAUGAAUUGCUUAAUUGCAAAGACUCUAUCGAUGGACUAAAUACACGCAUUCCAAAAGACACCCCAUCCCAAGUGCUAUCCUACGUUUCACGGAAUGGGCGUGUUUCGCAUACACCUUCAAUGCUUACAUCGUCCGUCUCUACACCAUCCCUGUCCACUGAACUGAUGUCGUCAUCAUCUGCAACAACGACAACUACCACUUCAAGCUCUUCUUCAUCAUCAUCCCCAACGGCGCCAGUUAAAUUUCUUUCACAACGUACUAAAACGAAAUUCAAUCCAAAAUUAUCUAAUUCCAGUUCAUAUUCAGCGGUUUUCUUUCGUAAUGGCGCUGAGGAGUCCGUGCACAACGAAGCGUUCGAAGGCAUCGGCGACGAUGAUCUUUAGAUAUAGAAAAAUUAUUAAAACUAAGGGUGCACAAAAUAAUGCAGUAUCUACGCUGGUAGAAUUAUCUCUUUGGCACAACAUGCAAAUACAUAUGUUUGGUUGUAAUACCAAAAUGGAUUCUCUAUUUACCAUUCGCAAGAAAAAGUCUCUACACUAUCGAUUAGGUUUAUAAUUUAUUAAUUGUAAAGAAGUAGAAUGUGCACACAAUUAUUGUAUUUAAUAGAGAAAGUUAAAAUUGUGUUUAUUAUUCUUGUCGAAAAAUUGCCAAAUUAUUUAAGCUUAGACUGUUAUAGUGAAUUUCAAAAUUGAUAAACGUUGAUUAUUUACUUUAGAGAAGUAACACUUUUUAGUAAGGGUUUGUUUGGAUUUGAUUUCCAGGCUGCCAGGUACAUAAGUAUAUAUGAAAUGAAAGUGCAUUUGCACAUGCAUAAAAAGUAUAUGCAUGUAAAUGAAUUUAUCUAACCUUUUUUGUAUACUAAUGUUUUUUAAAAGCAAUUUUUAUGAAUUUAACUUUUAUAUUAUAGUUAAAAAAUAUUAAUGUACAAUACAUAUGUACAUAUGUAUGUAUGUAUAAUAAAAAGCAUGCAUAUUUUUACCCAUUGUAUCCGUCAAAACUUUACGAUUUGGGAAAUUAUUAAAGAGCAACAGCCAGCCACCCAGUUCUUUAUGUUAAGUGGACCGUUUUGAAAAAGUUAAAUACAUAUUAGAAAUAUGAUUAUAUUUUGUAUAAACUG